AUGGCAAAGAACGAUCUGACAACCGGCGAGCGAAUCAAUUGGAAGAAUUUCGCAAUAUGCUUCCUCGUCUCCCUGGGGCAGAUAGCAUUCGGCUACCCAGCGUCCAUUAUUGGAACGACACUGGGAGAGCCGAGCUUUCUCAUCUACAUGUCGAUCCUCAAUGCUGAGACCGGCGAGUUGACAACGAGUGGCAAUCAGUUGAUAGGUGCAAUGUCAGGAGUGUUCCAGGCGGGCGCGGUCCUCGGUGUACUCUUUGCAUCAUGGGUGAUGGAUCGAUACGGUCGCAAGGCCGGGAUGAUAUACUGCGCCGUCUUCUCUCUCGUGGGUGGUGCUCUGCUCUGCGGUAGCAUCAACGUGGCGAUGUUCAUUGUCGCUCGUUUCCUCGCCGGAAUUGGCAGCUGGGGCUUCCUGGCCGUCACGCCCACGUACUGUGCGGAGCUCGCACCUCCUAAGCACCGUGGCUUUUUCGUUGGGAUGAACGGUAUCAACAUCGCCCUCGGUUAUGGUCUUGCUUCAUACAUGGGAAUGGCGUUCUUCUACGCCCCUUACGGCGAAGCACAAUGGCGCGGUCCUCUUGGCAUUGCACUCCUCUGGCCAUUCAUGAUGCUCAUCAUAAUCGCCCUACCCUUCGUGCCCGAGAGCCCACGAUUCCUACUCAUGCGCGGCCGUAUCGAGGAAGCAAGAGAAGUCACGAUGAGGCUACACUCGGUCAAAGGUGAUCCAGACCAGGAGUUUGCACGAGCAGAAUUCUACCAAAUGUCGAAGCAAACGGAGUUCGAUCGCACACUGGAUCCAUCAUGGAUGGAGAUGUUCCGCCGCCCGUCAUACCGUAAGCGCACAUUCAUGGCGAUGGGAUUCGCGUUCAUCGGUCAGUCGACUGCCGUUCUCGUCAUCAACAACUACGGACCGCUGCAGUACGCUGCUCUGGGUUUCGAGACAGAGGACCAACUCCGGUUGCAAUGCGGCUGGAUCAGUGUCGGUGUGAUCUUCAAUGCUGUUGGUGCGUUGCUCAUGGACAAGUUCGGCCGCCGACCGCUGAUGCUGUUUGGUGUCUUUGGCUGCUGCGUCUGCUUGAUCAUCGAAGCCGCCAUGGUCGGUGCCUUUGCUGAGGGACCCAACGCGGGAGAGAACAAAGUCGGCCUGGCCUUUGGUGUUGUGGCUUUCUACGCCUUCCUGGCCGUUUACUCCGUCGGUAUUGAUGUCUGUGGCGUCGUUUGGUACAGCGAAGUCUUGUAA
This is a messenger RNA of Saxophila tyrrhenica, 1236 nucleotides long. RefSeq lists its product as uncharacterized. Gene Ontology annotation, molecular function: carbohydrate:proton symporter activity. Lineage: Eukaryota; Fungi; Ascomycota; Dothideomycetes; Mycosphaerellales; Extremaceae. The coding region runs from base 1 to 1236 and encodes 411 amino acids. The transcript is spliced from 8 exons. Gene Ontology annotation, biological process: carbohydrate transport; transmembrane transport. The record is from RefSeq and is a predicted model, not a curated record. Gene Ontology annotation, cellular component: membrane.